AUGACGGAAGUACAGUCCGCGUUCGAGAAAGACUUCAGCUUCCUCAAAUAUCAAGAUGAGGAUAGCAUUGAUGAUUGUUCUGUAGCUGUGAAGCGCAGUGCUUAUUGGUGCUACUGCGGUCCUUUGCUCGACUCCGAUCAAGAGACGGUGCCAGCUAAUCUUUAUGAAUUCGAGUCUGAGGUCUUCACAGGCUCGGUUCGCGCCAAACUCAUUCCUUUUCUCAAGUACAUCAACAGCCUCCUCGACGUCAAGGGUAUUGGUCACUACUUCCUCACCAUACGCGCCACCACACCGACACACGAGUUUGAUCAUCCGAGAUGGCACACCGACGAACUCUUCUUUGCAGAAGCUCCGAAGGGGGCUUUGCCUGGCACAAGACUAGGCCUCAAAUCACAAACUAGUCAGCUUGAAAACACGGGAACUAACUGGAAGAUCUGCACCACCCUUCUCGGCCCAUCAACACUCUUCGUUCCCCUAGAGCAUCAACCUUUAGCACGCGCCAAACAAAAAUCAGCUCGUCAGGCAGCUAGCACAGACCACGAGUGUCUAUCUCUGCGCUGUGUCGGCUGCGCGACUGCAGCAGAUGCUGUGCGCAACGAGUUGGCCACCACCCUGGAGCCCUUCGGCAUAGAGGCGGCUGCAAUCGGUGAAUGCUCCGUGUUCAAGGUUGGGAGGGACUUUGGAGCUGUCCACUCUGAACCUUGCAUGAGCCAUGAGGCCAGUGGUAGGGUGUUUAUCAAUGUUGUGCCAGGGACGGAGGACGAGCUGAAGACACUUUUGGGGAAAUGGGGUAUGGAGUUUCCGAGACAGUGCAAUGCGUAUAUACUGGCAUUGGAGGCCCGUGUUGCAAGCCUCGAGAAGCAACUUGCCAUGCAGUCUAGACAUCCUCAGUCACCAGAUUCCAUGGGGAAUAACAGCAUCGCCAAUGAAGAAGAAACAUCAUUGAUUCCAGAGGCGGCAACGAGCCUCGCACUGGAUGACCCGGAAGGUGAAGACAUGGACGAAUUGGCAAAUGCCCUUGGAUGCUUCACCCUCGGAGAGAUCGGAGAGCUGCGCUAUUUCGGCGCAUCCAGUAACUUUUCCAUCAUUCAUGAUCACGCUAUCAAGGUUCCUUCAUCAAUCCAGGCAAGGAACCGAGGAAUCGAAGCAGCACAGGAAAUGCCUGGCUUCUUCCAACCCUCGGAUGAACUCCGCGAUGAUCUGCUCACCCUGUUUUGGCGCUGGCAGAACUCGUGGCAGUACAUUGUUCCAAGAGAACUCUUUGUACGAGACUUGUAUGUAAAUGGGACUGGGCGAUACUGUACACCCCUCCUUAUUUCAGCUAUCCUGGCCUUUUCUUCGAGGUACUCCACGCGGCCAGAGCUGAGAGGAGAUCCCGAUGAUCCAAACACAGCAGGAGAAGCGUUUGCUGCUCAAGCCAAAACUAUGCUCCAUUAUGAGUACGACGCACCAACAACCUCUACAGUUCAAGCUGCAGCACUGCUUGGUCUCUACUGGGCUUCUGUCGAUAAUGAAGGUCUUGGGUUUAUGUAUAUCGGAAUGGCAUCGAGAAUGGCCAUGAAUCUAGGACUUCAUUGUGACUGCUCAUCAUAUGCUACCAAGGGUUUGAUCUCCGAAGAUGAUGUCGAAGCGCGGAACAUCACCUUCUGGGGUGUAUACGUUCUAGACAAGCUGUAUUGCCUUGGUAUGGGGAGACCCGCCAGUAUCCAGGAAAUCAACAUUACAACGACAAAGCCAAAAGGAGAAGUACCACACAGCCCAUUACUGACAGAGCACCAAUUGGAGAUCUCGAGUCCUUUUCCUACUCCUCACAUCACAGAGAAUUUAGUAUAUACCUGUGAACUAUUUAUGGCUUCAUCCGAAGUUAUCGAUCAGCUAUAUGCUCAGAGAUGUUCAUGGACAGAUAAAGAAAGAGAAGAUCGAGUUAUGAAAGCCCACUUGGAGGCUGUGGCACUCUUUGAACGGCUGCCAAAAAGCUUGAAGAUCUCAAACUCUAGUCUACAGUGCUCUCCUCCAUAUGUAUACCAACUCCAUUUGCAAUACCACCAUGCUCUAUUAUUGCUUCAUCGACCAUUCUUCCAACUUCUCAAUCCCGGGAAGAACUCUAUUGCUUACGACACAGAGGGCCGAGAUAUCCACUCUCGGUCAGUUAAGGAAUCAGCAGUUAAGAUUGCCAGGAUCUUGCAGAUUUUCAAGAAGAACUACACACUAAAAUGCAUACCGAUUUCAGCGGUACACCCAGCUUUUACAGCAUCUAUCAUACAUCUCCUACAUAUCAAGUCUUCUGGAGAUGUCGGGCGAACUGAAUCCAUGAGAUGUCUCAGCAUCUGCAUCACAGCACUGUACGACAUGAACGUUAGCUGGAACUGGGCCAAUCGGUCUAUUCGCGCUAUUCAGUCACUUGCUACAGAGUGGGGGGUCGAUAUCUGGGCUCAUGGCAUGUCACAGGAAAUUGCCGAAGAGAGUCAAUUGCAAUUUGCAAGAUAUGAGAUGGAGGACUUGCCACUUGUCCAAAAAGAUGUUGUGAACACAACUCUCGACGGGGCGGUUUCACUUAACGACAUAUUUGAAUUAUGGACUCAGGAGCGGUGUUUUGGGGAGUCGACUAUUGAUAUCUUUGGCUAA
Messenger RNA from Fusarium sp. VM40, 2625 nucleotides. The record is from the annotation of a GenBank genome assembly. Lineage: Eukaryota; Fungi; Ascomycota; Sordariomycetes; Hypocreales; Nectriaceae.